AGUUGGGAGGAGAGAGAGAGAACGAGAGAGGGAGGAAAGCUUAACAGACAAACAAUGAGCGACAGACACCGGGGGAGAAGAGGACAGACAGACAGAGAGAAUAAACGGGUGGACAGACUGAGUGAGUUAUGGAUUUUCAGAGCCAGUGAGCUGGAAAAGAGAAGUGCACAACCACUGUGCCCCUGAAAAAGGUGAGUGAAGAAGGUAGGGAGGAGGGCUGUGAAGACAGAAGGAGAGAGAGAGGUGAGAUGGAGGGUCUGAAAUAUCUCAUGGACCGUGAACAGUUUUGUAACUGUAGUGAGAUUUGAGGAGACCAUAAAGCAUGUACCUGAGGUACAGAGUAGUGUAUGUUUUGUAACUGUAGUGAGAUUUGAGGAGACCAUAAAGCAUGUACCUGAGGUACAGAGUAGUGUAUGUUUUGUAACUUUCGUGAAAUUUGAGGAGACCAUAAAGUAUGUACCUGAGGUACAGAGUAGUGUAUGUUUUGGUUUGACCACAUACAGUUCUAGAAAAUUUAGAUAUAAUUCUGUGAAAGAGUUUUAGAAGGACGGAAGAAUUGACGUAUGAGGAGGACGAGAGACAGAGAUUACAAAGCAAAAAGUCACUUGGAGGAAAAUAUUGAGACAAUCUUUUUUUACACAUUAACACAAUCCUCCAUCUACUGUAAUAUUGCAGACACUGCAUUUGGACAGAAGGAGAGAGAGAGAAAGAAGGAGAGGGAGAGAAGGGACGCACCAAAAAAGGGCUGGAGUUAGAGUCGGAGUAACUGCAUGCUUAACAGACACUGUAGAGCCACGGGGAGAGAAGAAUAAGGGGGCGGAGAGACAGAGACAGAGAGACAGAGAGACAGAGAGACAGAGAGACAGAGAGACAGACAGACAGACAGACAGACAGACAGACAGACAGACAGACAGACAGACAGACAGACAGACAGACAGACAUUUCAGCUGGUGUAAGCCCCCAGCAGUCACACACAACCACACCCCCACACACACACAAACACAAAUACACACACUAUACAGAGUGAAGGACUGACAGAUGACAGGGGAGUUACAAGGGGCACAGAGCAAAGAUAGACGGAUCGAGAGAGAGAGAGAGAGAGAGAGAGGGAGGGCGAAAGAGAGAGAGAGUGACAGAGACAGGGAGGAAGAGAGAGAGCGGGGAGGCACUGUAAACUACAGGAAGCCCCGGUGUGAAACAAACAAGGGACAGUGGCUAGAAGAGCUCCACUCCAGAACCAGCCACCAGCCUCCAGUCUCCAUGGACUCCAGGGAGUCGCAGCACCACUGAACCGAGGCCCUCCUCUGCUGGACAGCAUGUCGGCGGGCCCGGGACCUCGUGACUCAGAUCUACUGCUGUUGGAACUCCAGGCCCCAGGGCCGGUUGGACUGCAGACACUGUUGGACCUGCUAGUGGGGGUGUACCAAGAGUUCCACUCGUCACCCCUUGCCAGGGAGAAGUACGUCUCAAGCUUCCUACAAUGGGCGGAGCCCCUGGUGAGGCAGGUGAAGAAGACACGCAUCAAGAGGGAUGACUUCCACAUCUUGAAGGUGAUUGGUCGAGGGACCUUCAGUGAGGUGGCUGUGGCGAGGAUGCGUAGCACACAACAAGUGUACGCGCUGAAGAUUAUGAAUAAGUGGGACAUGCUGAAGCGAGGAGAGACAGCUUGUUACCAGGAGGAAAGAGAGGUUCUGCUGAAGGGUGAUCGAAGGUGGAUCACAGAGCUGCACUAUGCCUUCCAGGACGACAAUUACCUGUACCUGGUGAUGGACUACUACGUGGGUGGUGACCUGUUGACCCUGCUCAGUAAGUUUGGCGACCGUAUCCCUGAGGACAUGGCCCAGUUCUACUUGGCUGAGAUGGUCAUGGCGAUCGACUCCAUCCACAGGAUGGGCUAUGUGCACAGGGACAUCAAACCKGACAACAUCAUGCUGACGGCGGAGGGCCACGUCAGGCUGGGGGACUUUGGUUCCUGUCUGAGGGUCCAGGAGGAUGGCAUGGUGCACUCUUCCCUGGCGGUGGGCACACCCGACUACCUGUCCCCAGAGAUCCUGCGUGCGGUGGAGGGAGGGGGAGGCUAUGGCCCUGAGUGUGACUGGUGGGCCCUGGGGGUCUGUGCCUACGAGAUGCUGCAGGGGACCACACCCUUCUACGCAGACUCCAUCUCUGAGACCUACGCCAAGAUCAUGAACUUCCAGGAGCACUUUGAGUUCCCCCCGUCUGGCCCCGAGGUUUCAGAUGAGGCCCGUUCCCUCAUCAUGGGGCUAAUCUGCGAGAGGGAGGAUCGUAUGGGGACCAGGGGUUCUGGGGACUUCAGGGCCCACCCCUUCUUCUGUGGACUAGACUGGGGCUCCCUGCAUGAACUUCCAGCACCCUUCCAACCUGAAGUCUCCAACGCCACUGACACCUCCAACUUUGACGUGUUGGAUGACUGCCUCAGUGAAAUGGAAACACUGAGUGAUGUUAUGGACAAGGCCCCUAUCGGAGUUCACCUGGCUUUCGUUGGCUACUCCUACACAGCUACAAGACAGACAGGUGCCUUGGAUCGCAGUCGUGACAUCAUGAUGGAGAUUGACCACCAGCGACACCUUGGGUUGCCAAGCUUCAAUUUCCAGGAUAAGCUCAGUCAGAUGUGGCAGCUCAGAGAUGUCCUGACCACGCCUGACAACCUGCCUGCCCUGCUUGAGCUCCCCCUAGCCUUGGAGCAGGGUACUGCAGAGUCGGCUCACACCACAACAGAGGAGGAAGAGGAGGAGAACGACCAGAAUUCAGUACUUGAUGAGGAUCUGCACAGGCGGCUGCAAGAGGCAGAGAAGAGGAAUGGAGAGCUGGAGAAAGAGAUGGAGAGGCUGAGGGGGGAGAUCCAGGACCUGAAGUCCCCCAAGGAGACAGGCAAGGGACCCAGCACUCAUCCCUCCUCAUCUCCUCUUCAAAAAACCCUCAUGCCUGAAUCAUUCCCUGUUCUAUCAUCCUUCCUUGGGUUUCUUUUCCAUCCAUUUUGAACUUUUGACCUGAAGGUUGUGUCGUGUUCAUAAAGGUACACAACUGAAAACUUUUAAAACCGUUUUGCGACGGAAAACUAAAAUGAGCUUUUCUUAUUGGAAAAAUCCAGCUAGUCCCUCCCUUUUUCAAAACAUGUUCAUACAUUUGAUGCCUUAUGAACACAACCCUGGAAUUGUGUAGCAGCAUUACCUCAUCCCAUAGACAUCUAUAAGCGCUAUAGCAUCUCUUCACAUGCAACAGUGUCUAACAACACAAAUGUGAUAUGGUAGGAUUUCCAGACCAUAUGAGCMACAUACUGUGAAAAAAUAGUGUUUCAUAGCAGGAGCACCAAGCAGCAUGUGCUUAUGUUGGAGCCCUUGGCCAGAACAGAACAAUAAAUAUCCCCUCUAAGAAUAGGCCUGGUAUGCAGCCAUUGACCCUCCCUCGCUAUAAAUCAAUACAGCGUAAUGAGCCUUUUAAAGAUGCAGUGUUAGGGGUCUCCUUCGGGGUAGGUUUCUAAUGGAUGGAUGUGUGAAUGGAGGGCUGGAUGCAGUCAGUCCCUUAGAGGACUCCAACUCCCAGAAUGCACCAAAUGACAGGCGCUGUUGACAAGCAGAUAAACAGGACCGGCUAGCUUGUUUAAAGGGGAAACAACAUUGUUAAUGAAAUAAUAAACAUAUCUACGUACUAUACUUAAAAAGUUGCCAAGAAAUACUGGCAAAGCCUCACGCCCUUUCCAAUCACUUCAUUUUCAUCACAUUCUCUCUUUCUCUCUCUCUCACUUCCACACACCUAUUCACUCACGCAAUCACUCCUGCUGAAAUUGUUUUGGUUUUUGUUGUUGUUGUGACUUUCACAGCUGGCUCAUCAGCAGUGCACCCACCCAAAACAGUUUCCUGCAAAAGUGCAGCUACUCAGUCCUGGGCCACGUUCAGUAGGCAAACAUUGAGGAAUGCUGCAGAUAGAAAUGUCAUGAGGAAUAGAACUCCCAGCUAUUUUGCUCCUUGGAAGUUGUGUAAACUUAAGUUUUUGGUUUCCCAUUGGUUCUGGGAACGAAGUCAUAUGUUUCCUGACCGGUAAAUCUGAAUGUUUUUAAAGCAUUCUGAGAAUGGAAAUUAACAAUUUGCCUGUUCUGGGAAUGUUCAUUUUUGGGUUGCAGGGAGGUUCUGAGAACGUUUUACUACUUUCCAUGAAAGAUUUCAUUAAGAUUCUGAGAACGGAAAUUAUACGUAAUUUCAAGGUAAUUAAAUAAUAUUCUGAGAACAUGUUUCAAUAAGACUUUUAAUAACACUGUUUUGUACUCCAAGUACAGAUAGCAAAUUAAUUUCCAUGUGUCCCAAGGCAUUAAUCAUGCAAACACAUGUAUUUUUAUUGUGGCCCGGCAUCAGUGAAAUUUGAACCUAUGAUCUUCUGUUUCUAUCCAUGGAAUUAGUCCACUGCGCCACCAGG
Molecule: messenger RNA, 4431 nt
Organism: Salvelinus sp. IW2-2015
Lineage: Eukaryota; Metazoa; Chordata; Actinopteri; Salmoniformes; Salmonidae
Product: myotonin-protein kinase-like
Biological process (GO): peptidyl-threonine phosphorylation; actomyosin structure organization
Cellular component (GO): cytoplasm; cytoskeleton
Molecular function (GO): protein serine/threonine kinase activity; ATP binding
Source: RefSeq, a predicted model, not a curated record